UCCACACUCUUCUUACAAUUUUCCCUUUGUUUUUCUUCAUCACAUUAUCACCUAAAAACAGAAGAAAAAGGAAAAAUGUCACUUACAAUCCCUGCAAAUUUCUCAAAACCCUUGUUGAAGCCAAAACUUAUUGGCUCUUCAAGACAGUCCUCUCUAAUAGUCUGCUCAGCCAAUCCUUCUCCUCAAUCACCACCGGAGAAACAAUCAUCGCCGCUCCAAGCAUUCUCCGCCGCGUUAGCUCUCUCCUCCAUUCUCCUAUCAGCUCCGCUCCCCGCCGUCGCCGACAUCGCCGGCCUGACUCCCUGCAAAGAAUCAAAACAAUUCGCUAAACGCGAAAAGCAACAAAUCAAAAAACUCGAGUCGUCGCUCAAGCUCUACGCGCCGGACAGCGCGCCGGCGUUGGCCAUCAACGCGACGAUCGAGAAGACGAAGCGGAGAUUCGACAACUACGGGAAGCAAGGGCUGUUAUGUGGUUCCGAUGGACUGCCGCAUUUGAUUGUGAGCGGUGACCAGAAGCACUGGGGUGAGUUUAUCACUCCCGGGGUUUUGUUCCUCUACAUCGCCGGCUGGAUCGGGUGGGUCGGCCGGAGUUAUUUGAUUGCGAUUAGAGGUGAGAAGAAGCCGACGAUGAAGGAGAUUAUAAUUGAUGUUCCGUUGGCUACUAGCUUGGUUUUCAGAGGAUUUUCUUGGCCUAUUGCUGCUUACAGAGAGCUCCUUAAUGGCGAACUUAUUGCUAAGGACGUUUGAUUUUUCUUCAGAUGAUGUAAUUGAGAACAAGAGUACGGGCGAGGAGAACAAAGGGUUUGGUUAUGAAUUUGUUGAGAAGGGAGGGAUCUUGUCAAGAAUUUGUGUUUUUAUUUUGUGAAACAAUUUACUUGUACUAUUUGUUAGUAUAAACUCAGUGUGAUUAAUUAACUUGCAAAUAUAAUUUAUUUAGAAUUAUAAAUCAA
This is a messenger RNA of Mercurialis annua (annual mercury), 950 nucleotides long. Its product is annotated as photosystem I reaction center subunit III, chloroplastic. Gene Ontology annotation, biological process: photosynthesis. The transcript is spliced from 2 exons. The coding region runs from base 76 to 747 and encodes 223 amino acids. NCBI's taxonomy places the organism in Eukaryota, Viridiplantae, Streptophyta, Magnoliopsida, Malpighiales, Euphorbiaceae. Gene Ontology annotation, cellular component: photosystem I reaction center; photosystem I; chloroplast thylakoid membrane. The record is from RefSeq and is a predicted model, not a curated record.